Candida albicans SC5314 is the source of this 1497-nucleotide messenger RNA. It is a transcript of the gene HSE1, whose product is annotated as ESCRT-0 subunit protein. Lineage: Eukaryota; Fungi; Ascomycota; Pichiomycetes; Serinales; Debaryomycetaceae. The coding region runs from base 1 to 1497 and encodes 498 amino acids. Gene Ontology annotation, biological process: protein transport to vacuole involved in ubiquitin-dependent protein catabolic process via the multivesicular body sorting pathway. Gene Ontology annotation, molecular function: ubiquitin binding; phosphatidylinositol binding. The record is from RefSeq and is a predicted model, not a curated record. Gene Ontology annotation, cellular component: ESCRT-0 complex. The transcript has a single exon.
AUGACUUCUUUAGACGUAUUGAUUAACAAAGCAACCGAUCCUACAUUAACAUCAGAUAACUGGCAAUAUAUUCUUGAUGUAUGUGAUAGAAUUUCAGCAGAUCCCGAAACCGAAACUAAACGAACCAUUACUAUAUUGAAGACUAAAUUAACUUCAAAAGAUGCUAAUGUCGUAUUAAGAUCCUUAUCAUUAUUAAUAUCUAUAGCUGAAAAUUGUGGGUCCAGAGUCAAACAAGAAAUAGCCACCAAAUCAUUUUUACAAGAUGCUUUGGUCAAAAGGUUAUCGGAUAAGAAAUUGCACGCCACAGUGAAAUACAAAAUAUGUGAAGUGUUAACACAAUUAUAUAAUGCAUUUAAGGGAGAUCCAUCAUUGAAACCAAUGACUGAUGCAUAUAACAAGGCAAGACUGGAACAUCCUAGAUAUUUUAGUAAACAAACACAAGGUCCUUCAAAACCAGCAAAGAAGGAAAGAACACAACAAGACAAAGACCGUGAAGAAGAUGAAUUACAGAGAGCUUUGAAAUUGUCAUUGCAAGAAUUUGAGCAACAGAAAACUGGGAAGAAAGAACCUGAUGUGAAUAAACCUUUACCGGAAAUACAACCUGAACCAGAAUCGCCUCCAGUGGAAACAGUUGCUACAGUUUCAAAAGUGAGAGCUUUAUAUGAUUUAGUUUCGUAUGAACCUGAUGAAUUAUCAUUCCGUAAAGGUGAUGUUAUAACUGUGAUUGAAUCAGUUUAUCGUGACUGGUGGAGAGGAUCAUUACCUAGUGGCAAAAUUGGGAUAUUCCCAUUAAAUUAUGUCACACCUAUUGUUAAUAAAUCACCACAAGAUAUUGCCAAAGAAAUUGAAAUUGAGAAUAAGUUAAUCACCGAGGAACAAAGGAAAAUUGAAAGAUUGUUAGCAAUCUUGUCGUCACAACAAAUAGAAACUAUAAACGAAGACGAAGUAACACACUUAUAUAAUGAGAUCAUUCCUUUGCGUAUUCAAUUAGGUAAUUCAAUUGAUAAAUAUGGAGCUCGUCAGGAAGAAUUGAAAGUGUUAAAUCAACUGUUGAAUUCUGAAAUCAAAUUGUAUAAUGAGUUACUAGAUAAGCUGAUUUCAAGCAGAGCCAAACACAACACAGGAGGAGCAAUGUAUCAGAUGUCUCCAUACCCCACUGAACAAUUUCCGGGCCAACUGCAACCUCAACUAUCACAACAACAACAACAUCAACCAUACGCACAGCCUCAACAGACUAGCAAUUAUGCACAACAAUCACAAACAGUGCCACCUCAAUUCACCCAGUCUCAACAGACACAACCACAGUAUCACCAAUCGCAUACAAGGACAGGCUCACACCAAGAAGUUCCACAAUAUCUGGGAUACAAUAGCAACAAUAUCCCACCACCAGCCACAACUUUUAACCAGUACCCACCAAGUCAAUUGCAACAACAAGAUACAAGUGCAGGAUUUGGGAAUGAUGUAUAUAAUAGAGCUGCACCUGGACAACCCUACUGA